Molecule: messenger RNA, 2310 nt
Organism: Dissoconium aciculare CBS 342.82
Lineage: Eukaryota; Fungi; Ascomycota; Dothideomycetes; Mycosphaerellales; Dissoconiaceae
Exons: 1
Coding region: 1-2310 (769 amino acids)
Biological process (GO): potassium ion transmembrane transport
Cellular component (GO): plasma membrane
Molecular function (GO): potassium ion transmembrane transporter activity
Source: RefSeq, a predicted model, not a curated record
AUGGGUUGUUGCGGUGCACGAGAAAAGGGGAUUCCCGAACACACGGCGAAAUGGGAAUACCUGACUCUGAGCGAUUUCCGCUGCACCUCGGCAUGGGCCGGUGUCGGUUACGUUUGGGUCUGGUUCAUGGCUUUUGUCGCAAUCGCUGUCUUCGGCCUGGACACCUUCACCGCCGUCAAUCUGCUUGCUUUCAACAAGUGGAGUUCUCAGGUCCAGCCCAAGUUGCCUCUCGAGUACAGCCGAUGGAUUUUCGCCGGCUGUAUCAUUCUCUCUUGGGUGCUCUAUGCAUAUGAAUGGCAACGCGCCAUUCGUGUCAUUCGCCGAGGCGGCGUCGCAGAGAGCUACAUGGAUCCGCUGGCGUCGUCGCUGCAAUCCAUGCGCGGAAAAGGCUGGAAACGUUUCUUGGUCUUCACAGAACUCACCAAGAGUCGCAAGGGCGCCGACUACGUUGCUCUUUUCGUCUACUUCUCUUUCCAGAGUGCCAUCCGGGUCAUCCUCGCAGAAGGUCCGCGUCAGGCCAUCAACGCCAUGACUCUCCUCGCCGUCUUUCAAGCGGACAUCUUGCCUGGUGACAAAAGCGAUCAUUCUCCCAUUGAGCAAUUCUUUCUCAACAUCGAAACCCUGGCCAACAACAACAAUAAGACGGCGGCCAUCUAUUUUGCCAUGCUCUUCACUUUGGUCAUCUGGGUGGUCAGCGCUUUGUCGCUCAUCAUCGCUGCGUUCUGCUAUAUCCUCUUCCUCUGGCAUUACAUCCCGUCGCGCGACGGUCGCUUGAGCAUUUACUGCCGCCGCAAGAUUGACAAGCGUCUCGAGCGUAUCGUCGAGCACAAGGUCAAAGCUGCACUCGCAGAGGAAGAACGGCUCAAGCAGAAAGCCGAACUCAAGGAACUCAAACGUCAGAAGACUGACCUGGGUGCGGGAGGGCCGCCCAUAGCCCAGAUCACUCGCACGGCGACACUGCCUCAGCUUGACGAUCUCUCCGAUAACGCAUCGGACCACACCGGUGACGACAAAUUGCCCGCUUUCCCGUUGACCCGCACAAACACCAUGUCGAGCACGUCUACCCUUCCACCUUAUUCCGCCGAUCCAAACAGACCUGGGUUGCCCCAGCGCCAGGUCCUCGGGCAAACAAAUUGGUUCUAUGGUGGCCUCACCGACAAGGCGCCCCUGUUGGCAAACGCAGGUUACGCCGGCGAUGUAAGCCGCCCGCCAACCGCGCCGCUACCGGCUCUGGGCCGACAGGAGUCCAAUGCGUCAUUUGGUCCGCCACGGCCUGGGCCUGGAAUGGGACCAGGGCGUGGCCCACCGAUGCAAGAUAUGAACCGACCGUUCACGCCCAUGUCCCGAUCUGAUACGAUGGGCAGUGGGAGGCCGUUCACUCCGGGAGCACAAGGUGACAACGUGCCGCCGGGCAGGUCGAACGCCCCGGUGUCACGGACGGAUACGAUGAACAGCGGACGACCACUGCCACCACCGUUGGGACGGGCAGAUACCAUGACUAGCGAGCGCUCAUACACUCCCGGGCCCCGUCCUGACGCAUACGGACCGCCUAGGUCAUUUACUCCUGGCAUGCCGCCUGGACCACAAUAUCCACAGUCCGGACCGCCUCCAGGACCACGAAUGCCUCCCCCCGCACGAUCCAACACUCCUGGAUUCGAUUUCGGCUUGGACACGCCACAGCCUCCUGCCACGCCUGUUAAUGCGUUCGGUGGACAUCCGGGUCGCCAAAACAGUGUAGCUUCUUCGUUCUCGCAGCACAGCGCAUUGUCUAAAUCAUCGGCUCCCGGUGGUCCCGGCGGUGCUGGUUCCUACAGCCGGCCUAUGGCUCGCGGUCCCCCAACAUCCAAUUAUGUCCGCACAACACCUCCUCCGGUCGAUGAUCGGGCGUCGCCCAAUAGCUACGAGAUGACGUCGCAAUCGAAUCGAUACCAAUCACCGAAGCCCGCUUCUCCCGGCGCGGGCGGCAACGGUGGCUACGUCGCAUUCAACCCAGCCGCACGCAGCGCAACCAGCACACCUGCCGCAUUACUACCUGCUGGGUCUGCCAACCAACCAAGGCCACCCGUCACCGUCGUCGGCGCUCCGGGAACGCAGGAAAACUACUUUGGCCAGGUGCGAGAUGCUUCGGCAUCGCGCAGCGUGACCCCCGCCGGAGGCAACCUGUCGGUCAAUGACGGCGCCUCGUCGCGAGGCAACUCGGCCCUGUACGACGACAUCCUGGACGGAUACAGCACAUCGCCUGCUGAAGCCCCGAAGUUACCGUCGCCGAACGAGAGACAACCUACGCCGCACAACAACGCCCGGAGGUGA